GGAGCCUCAGGUGGACAGACGGGAGGUCAGUGAGGGACAGAGCCUCAGGCAGACAGACAGGAUGCAGAACGCAGUGAGUCUGGUUUCUGUGCUGGUCCUGGGGUCCAUCUGGACCCUGCAGGGGGUCCACACACUCCCAGCAACUCCCCCCCUCCCACAGGAGGACUUCCAUCUGGACCAGUUCAUGGGGCGCUGGUUCGAGGUGGCGGUGGUCUCCACCUGUCCCUACUACAUGCAGCGGAAGAGGGGGAACCCUGUCGUCCUGGCACUGCAGCUGCAACGUGUUGCUUCUCAGGGCAACUUCACAAUGACGGCAACUUCUGUCAGGAAUGGCUCGUGUCAGCAGAAGUCCACAGUUUACCAUUUGACCGACACUUCAGGACGAUUCUUCCACCGUAAUUUCAGGUUUGAUGCUGAUGUAGAUUCCUUCGUGGUUGAAACCAACUACGAUGAGUUCGCGUUGAUGUUUCUGCUGAGCACAGAGAAACCAUCGGGAAAUGAAACCACCAUCAUCAAACUUUACAGUCGGACUGUGGAUGUGACUCCUGCCGUGCGCCUCAACUACAAAACAUUGGUGAGACGACAUGGACUGAGUGAUGAGGCCAUCAUCAAGAAUCACAAAAAAGAUGAGUGUGCUCCACGUGCGCGGGAGCCAGAGCCCACUACUGAGCAUCAGAUUUCUGCUCCCAAGAAGUCCAAGAGAAAUGUGGUGUCGCCUGUGGACUCUCAUUAUAUCUGAACAUCGGAGAGAACCUUUUAUUUUUAUUUUAGAAAACAAAUUCUGAUAAUGUACAACUAUGGAGAGAGGCAUGGUGACUGUCUGUAUUAUUGUUUUUACGUUAAAAAAAGUGUAAAAUAUAACACAUUGCAUUUCUGUGGAAUUUGAGCACAUUAAUAAAUGUUUGUUAAGUGAUACAAGAUGAGAAGUCUCGUCGACAGACUGAGGAGGACGAUCAUCACACGAUCCUGAGGUCACACGAUCAAUGACUCAUCAAAUCAAAUCAACUGAGCAAGAAAAACAAUUUCCUUAAUUGAUUAAACAUCUUUAUUCCAGAUUUCUUAUGGAUACAAAACGUUGGGUUUGUUAAAAUGAAUCUGUGAUGUAGCUGCUUUGCCAAAAAGGUGAUUCCGUUGAGUGCAACUGACCUUUCAGAUAAUACUGAAAAUGAAAUAAAUAAAAAACUACUGGAACAUCCCAUAGAACUAUUCAUGCCUUUCUGCUGUGUAUUUUGACAUCAUGCCAUGCCACUUUGUAAGUAUGUAUUCUAAAUAAAAGAACUGAAUUGAA
Limanda limanda (common dab) is the source of this 1288-nucleotide messenger RNA. RefSeq names its product protein AMBP-like. NCBI's taxonomy places the organism in Eukaryota, Metazoa, Chordata, Actinopteri, Pleuronectiformes, Pleuronectidae. The record is from RefSeq and is a predicted model, not a curated record. Gene Ontology annotation, molecular function: serine-type endopeptidase inhibitor activity. The coding region runs from base 62 to 739 and encodes 225 amino acids. The transcript is spliced from 7 exons. Gene Ontology annotation, cellular component: cell surface; plasma membrane.